ACUAUAUAAUUUCAUAUCAUUAUUAAUGUUGUAACUUGUAACAGAUUUUUCUGUGGUUGUAAUUUUAUUUUAUGCUCAAUACCGAUUUACAUUGCAAGUGACACAAAGUGCUCAUCUACAUGAAAUAUACGAUAAAAAUUUUCAUUGAAUGAUAGAUCUGUAUUAUAUAUGGUUUGUGACAUAACCUAACGAUUAUUUACGUCAUUUCGACUGUUGUAUUAGAGUAAUAAGAAUAGUAUAUAAAGAGUGCUGCUGUUUGCGGUCGAUAAUAAGAGGAGCUUGUAAAAUUAAUAAUUUUAUUCAAAAAAAAAGUUAUCGAAGUCAAGAUAAUGGCUUUUAUAUAUAACCUUUUUAAAAGAUCUUCUACAUUCACAUUGAGCAUUCUAGCAGCCACCUUUUUCUUCGAACGGGGAUUUGAUAUGAUUGGUGAUACAAUAUUCGACAGGCUGAAUGAGGGGAAACUGUGGAAACAUAUUAAACAACAAUAUGAAGAACAGUAAUGAAAAGUGUUAAUAAUGUUAUGUUAGAUGUGUAUGUUUGUGUAUAUCAUAUAGGUAUGCUAUUGUAUAAAUAAAGAGCAAUUCGAAUAAAAUAUGAUAUUAAUUUA
Messenger RNA from Bombus impatiens (common eastern bumble bee), 607 nucleotides. It is a transcript of the gene ox, whose product is annotated as cytochrome b-c1 complex subunit 9. Bases 330 to 500 code for a protein of 56 amino acids. Gene Ontology annotation, biological process: mitochondrial electron transport, ubiquinol to cytochrome c. The record is from RefSeq and is a predicted model, not a curated record. NCBI's taxonomy places the organism in Eukaryota, Metazoa, Arthropoda, Insecta, Hymenoptera, Apidae. The transcript has 2 exons.